GGCGCUAUAAACAACACAAGCAGCUGACAAGCUCAAGUCGCCAGCUAGUGUGUGUUUGUCUUCCACCAAGUCAUCUGCGCUUCCAGCAAUGGCCCUGCUGAAAUCCACCAAGAUUUUGACUAGUCUCGGGGCUCAGGCCCCUGUUUUAGCAGUCCUACAACUCCGUGCAAGCUCAUGGUGGACUGAGGUACAGAUGGGACCCCCUGAUCCCAUCCUGGGUGUCACAGAGGCGUUCAAGCGUGACACCAACCCCAAGAAGAUGAACCUCGGAGUAGGAGCUUAUAGAGACGAUCAGGGCAAGCCGUUUGUUCUCAACUGUGUCCGAAAGGCUGAGGCCCAGAUUGCUGCUAAGAAGUUGGAUAAAGAGUACCUUCCUAUUGGAGGGUUGGCAGAAUUUUCAAAGGCCUGUGCUCAGCUGGCUCUUGGACCUGAUAAUGCGGUCUUAAAGAGUGGAAGAAGCAUCACCGUCCAGACUAUCUCUGGAACUGGAUCUCUACGUGUUGGUGCUAACUUUGUGGCACGAUUCCACAAUGUGUCCCAGGAUGUGUACCUGCCUAAACCAUCCUGGGGUAACCACACCCCUAUCUUCAGAGAUGCAGGCAUGCAGCUAAAGGCCUACUCCUACUAUGACCCCAAAACUUGUGGCUUUGACUUUAAAGGAGCCUUGGAUGAUAUUUCAAAAAUCCCUGAGAAGAGUGUGAUUGUUCUGCACGCGUGCGCUCAUAAUCCCACAGGAGUGGACCCAAGGCCCGAGCAGUGGAAAGAGAUGGCUGCUUUGAUCAAGAAAAGAAAUCUCCUGGUGUUCUUUGACAUGGCUUACCAGGGAUUUGCCAGUGGCGACAUUGAUCGUGACGCCUGGGCUGUGCGUUAUUUCAUUGAGCAGGGGCACAACGUUCUUCUGUCCCAGUCUUUUGCUAAGAACAUGGGCCUGUAUGGUGAGAAUCAAAUAUAUUAA
Messenger RNA from Sinocyclocheilus grahami, 955 nucleotides. RefSeq names its product aspartate aminotransferase, mitochondrial-like. The record is from RefSeq and is a predicted model, not a curated record. Gene Ontology annotation, biological process: L-aspartate catabolic process; biosynthetic process. The transcript has 7 exons. Gene Ontology annotation, molecular function: L-aspartate:2-oxoglutarate transaminase activity; pyridoxal phosphate binding. Gene Ontology annotation, cellular component: mitochondrion. The coding region runs from base 89 to 955 and encodes 288 amino acids. NCBI's taxonomy places the organism in Eukaryota, Metazoa, Chordata, Actinopteri, Cypriniformes, Cyprinidae.